This is a messenger RNA of Solanum stenotomum, 705 nucleotides long. RefSeq lists its product as uncharacterized. The record is from RefSeq and is a predicted model, not a curated record. Bases 44 to 577 code for a protein of 177 amino acids. NCBI's taxonomy places the organism in Eukaryota, Viridiplantae, Streptophyta, Magnoliopsida, Solanales, Solanaceae. The transcript has a single exon.
AUCUCUCAUUUUCGUUUACAUUUUCUUUCAUAUUACAUCAAAAAUGGAUCAUCAAUUGAUUUCGAGAAAGCGAGUCUAUGACGAUUCGGUCGAAUUAGAGAUCAAUUCCCCGGAGGUAAAAAGACUCCGGGAAGAUCUCUUAGACGAUUUAUACGAUUCGGAGUUUUGCACUCCGAGUCACGAUCUCGAUUCAUUCAUGAAGAGCUUCGAAAACGAAAUUACAGCUUCACCAUUGCCGGAGACUGCCGGAGUUUCGUCGGAGUCCGGCGAAUCUCAGCCGGAGUUAGGAUACCUUCUGGAAGCUUCUGAUGAUGAACUCGGACUGCCUCCGCCUAGCGAGGCAGAGACUGAGUCAGUCCGAGUUUGUACUGAGUCCGUGGGACUCAGUAACGAGUUUUGGGGAUUGGAGGACCAGAUACCGAGUUAUGACCCGUUUGAUUUGGGAAUUGUUGAAUCGGAUCAUUAUAGUGGCAAUAUGGGUGAAUAUGUUGGGUUAGAUGGUUUAUUUGAUCAUUCGGAUCUCGGGUAUGGGUCGGGUGAUUUUCUUUGGAGACCCGAAACUUUACCCGCUCAAUAGUUUAGUUUAGGGAAAGAUAUUGUAAAGGUUUUAAUAAUUUUUGUUUUUUUAAUAUACUAUUAUUUGAUUAAAAACGAAGAAGGAAGAACAAAUUAUAAUAUUUUCAUUCCCUUGAAAAUGUUAGCUAA